UCGCGUGAAUGGAUACGACAUUAUACAAGCGUCGACUGCAUGCGUAAAUGACAAGCAAAGCAGAGGUGCUUUAGAUCAGGAAAAAAGCCAUGGCCACAACCACAAGAAGCUGUGCCAAUUCGGCCACCGUACUGCAUGGCAUCCGUCACCGACUGCGAGCCGAUGGCCCCGCGGCUAUCCUUGGCAUCGGCACGGCGAACCCGAAGAACUGCGUACCACAAGACCAGUUCGCCGACUGGUACUUGGACGUAACCAAGAGCGAGCACCUCGCGGAGCUCAAGGCCAAGACGAAGAAGAUUUGUGACAGGUCAGGCAUCACGAAACGCUACUUCUACCACACCGAGGAGAUCAUCGGCGACCACCCGGAGCUGAUCGUCCGCGACCUGCCGUCGCUCACGACGAGGCUCAGCGUCAUCGCCGACGCCGCGCCCAAGCUCGCCGCGGAGGCAGCGUCAAGGGCUAUCGCAGACUGGGGCCGCCCGGCGGCCGACAUCACGCACCUCGUCGUGGCCACCAACGCCGGCGCCAACGAGCCUGGCGUCGACCAGCUCCUCGCGGCGCUGCUAGGCCUCCGCCCGACCGUGCGCCGCACGCUGCUCUACCUCCACGGCUGCUCCGCUGGCCUCGUGGCGCUCCGCGUCGCCAAGGACGUCGCCGAGAACAACCGCGGCGCGCGCGUGCUCGUGGCCUGCGCGCAGGCCAAGAUCCUGAUGUUCGGCGCCCCGGACGACGACGCCCGCCUGGACAAGGUUGUCCCCAUGACGCUGUUCGGCGACGGCGCCGGCGCAAUCAUCGUCGGCGCGGACCCGACAAGCCGCCCCAUGGCCAUGGAGAUAGAGCGGCCCAUCUUCCACAUGGUGUCCGCCUCGCAGACGACGUUGCCCGGCACAGACGAGGCGGUGGUGCUAAGUCUCAGAGAGAACGGCCUCGUCGACGGCCGCCUGUCCGCCGAGGUGCCGAGGCUUGUCGGCGGCAGCUUAGAGCAGUGUCUAGCUGGCUCGCUGGCGCCGCUAGGCCUCGUGAACGAAAGCGACGGUGGCGGUCGCUGGAACGGCUUCUUCUGGGCGGUGCACCCAGGCGGCCGUGCGAUCUUGGACAGCUACGAGGCUACGCUCGGUCUGCAGCCCGGGAAGCUUGCGGCCAGCCGGCACGUCCUGAGUGAGUACGGCAACAUGAUGGGCUCCACGAUCAUAUUUGUUCUCGACGAGAUACGCCAUCGCCGCCGCCGUGAGGAAGACACCAAGGAAAAGGACUGCCAGUUUGGAGUCAUGUCGGGGGUCGGACCCGGACUUACAGUCGAGACAAUUGUGCUGCAUGCUGCCACCGGUAGCCAGGACCAGGACGAAAACUAGUGCUUUUGCGGCUGAGUAAUAAUAAGAAAGUGUUUUACACGUCUAGCUACUUAUUUAUCAAACACCUGCGCGAGAUAUGAUUAGGCUACAUGUAAGCUACUUGAAAAGCAGUCAUGCAUGCUUGCAAAAAGAAGGUUCUUGUUU
Messenger RNA from Zea mays, 1496 nucleotides. RefSeq lists its product as uncharacterized. Gene Ontology annotation, molecular function: acyltransferase activity, transferring groups other than amino-acyl groups. Gene Ontology annotation, biological process: polyketide biosynthetic process. The transcript has 2 exons. The coding region runs from base 90 to 1352 and encodes 420 amino acids. NCBI's taxonomy places the organism in Eukaryota, Viridiplantae, Streptophyta, Magnoliopsida, Poales, Poaceae. The record is from RefSeq and is a predicted model, not a curated record.